GCCAACGGGCCUAUGAACGGACUCAGCCACAGCCAGAACAGCACCAUCCCCAUGAAGGACCACGACGCCAUCAAACUUUUCAUCGGCCAGAUCCCCCGCAACCUGGAGGAGAAGGACCUCAAGCCCCUCUUCGAGGAAUUUGGCAAGAUCUACGAGCUGACGGUGCUGAAGGAUCGCUUCACUGGCAUGCACAAGGGUUGUGCCUUCCUAACGUACUGUGCCAGGGAAUCUGCUCUGAAGGCCCAGAGUGCAUUGCAUGAACAGAAGACAUUACCUGGGAUGAACAGACCGAUCCAGGUGAAGCCGGCGGACAGUGAGAGCAGAGGAGAAGACAGAAAAUUGUUUGUGGGCAUGCUGAACAAGCAACAGUCAGAGGAGGACGUACGCAGACUAUUUGAAGCUUUCGGUAACAUUGAGGAAUGCACAAUCCUUCGAGGGCCUGAUGGAAAUAGCAAAGGAUGUGCAUUUGUGAAAUUUUCCGCACAUGCAGAAGCCCAGGCAGCCAUCAACGCCUUACACGGUAGCCAGACGAUGCCAGGCGCAUCUUCGAGCCUAGUGGUAAAAUUUGCAGACACCGACAAGGAACGCACAAUGCGUCGCAUGCAACAAAUGGCAGGGCAAAUGGGAAUGUUCAACCCAAUGGCAAUCCAAUUUGGUGCAUAUGGUGCCUAUGCUCAAGCAUUGAUGCAGCAGCAAGCGACAAUAAUGGCAUCAGUUGCCCAGGGAGGUUACCUGAACCCUAUGGCAGCAUUCGCAGCAGCACAAAUGCAACAGAUGGCAGCCUUGAAUAUGAAUGGACUGGCAGCUACACCUAUGACACCAACAUCAGGUGGGAGCACACCUCCUGGUAUCACCGCACCAGCUGUGCCUAGUAUUCCUUCUCCAAUUGGAGUAAAUGGAUUCACCGGCCUCCCACCACAGGCUAAUGGACAGCCAACAGCAGAAGCCGUCUUUGCUAAUGGAAUCCACCCCUACCCAGCACAAAGUCCAACUACAGCUGAUCCCUUGCAGCAAGCAUACGCUGGAGUGCAGCAAUACGCAGCUGCCUAUCCUGCUGCCUAUGGCCAGAUUAGUCAAGCCUUUCCACAGCCACCUCCAAUGAUACCCCAGCAACAGAGAGAAGGUCCUGAGGGUUGCAACCUUUUUAUCUAUCACCUUCCUCAGGAGUUUGGAGAUGCUGAGCUCAUGCAAAUGUUCCUGCCUUUCGGUAAUGUCAUCUCCUCAAAAGUGUUUGUGGACCGAGCGACAAACCAAAGUAAAUGCUUUGGUUUUGUGAGUUUUGACAAUCCUGCCAGUGCCCAGGCUGCCAUCCAGGCAAUGAAUGGUUUUCAGAUUGGCAUGAAGAGACUGAAAGUACAGCUCAAGAGGCCGAAAGAUGCCAACCGCCCAUACUGA
Molecule: messenger RNA, 1395 nt
Organism: Hemiscyllium ocellatum (epaulette shark)
Lineage: Eukaryota; Metazoa; Chordata; Chondrichthyes; Orectolobiformes; Hemiscylliidae
Gene: celf4
Product: CUGBP, Elav-like family member 4
Exons: 12
Coding region: 13-1395 (460 amino acids)
Biological process (GO): regulation of alternative mRNA splicing, via spliceosome; mRNA splice site recognition
Cellular component (GO): nucleus; ribonucleoprotein complex; cytoplasm
Molecular function (GO): mRNA binding
Source: RefSeq, a predicted model, not a curated record